Cucumis sativus (cucumber) is the source of this 1334-nucleotide messenger RNA. RefSeq names its product hydroxyphenylpyruvate reductase. Gene Ontology annotation, molecular function: glyoxylate reductase (NADPH) activity; NAD binding; hydroxypyruvate reductase [NAD(P)H] activity. The record is from RefSeq and is a predicted model, not a curated record. Gene Ontology annotation, cellular component: cytosol. Lineage: Eukaryota; Viridiplantae; Streptophyta; Magnoliopsida; Cucurbitales; Cucurbitaceae. The coding region runs from base 5 to 1045 and encodes 346 amino acids. The transcript has 2 exons.
GUUUAUGCGCAUCGAAUCUUCCUCUUCUCCACCUUCAUCUUCAUCAUCUAAAUUCAACUACAUCUCCUCCGAAAACCCUAAUCCAACCCCUAAAUUCUCAACCAUGGAAUCCAUCGGUGUACUCAUGACUUGUCCGAUGAACGCUUACCUUGAGGGGGAGCUGCAGAAGCGCUUCAAUCUUUACAAGUUCUGGCAAUUUCCUCAGAAGACGCAAUUCCUCACGGAGCAUUGCAAUUCGAUUCGUGCCGUUGUUGGAAAUGCGUCAGCUGGUGCCGAUGCUACUUUGAUUGAUGCCUUGCCGAAGUUGGAGAUUGUCUCCAGCUUCAGUGUGGGAUUGGAUAAGAUUGAUCUCAAAAAGUGCAAGGAGAAGGGGAUUCGGGUCACUAAUACUCCCGAUGUUUUAACUGAAGACGUUGCGGAUUUGGCGAUUGGGUUGAUUAUAGCGGUGCUGAGGAGGUUGUGUGAAUGCGAUAGAUAUGUCAGGAGCGGGAAGUGGAAGAUUGGUAACUACAAGUUGACUACCAAGUUCUCUGGCAAAUCGGUUGGCAUUAUUGGUUUGGGAAGGAUUGGCUUAGCAAUUGCCAAGAGAGCUGAAGCAUUCAACUGUCCUAUAUCUUACUACUCAAGAACAAAAAAGGAAGACACCAAGUACAAGUACUACUCAAAUCUUCUCGAGUUGGCCUCCAACUCAGAUAUUCUGAUUGUUGCUUGCGCGCUAACUAAAGAAACCCACCACAUCGUUAAUCGAGAAGUUAUUGAUGCAUUGGGUCCAAAAGGUGUUCUCAUCAACAUUGGGAGGGGUCCUCACGUCGAUGAACCUGAAUUAGUAGCUGCCCUGGUUGAAGGCCGAUUAGGCGGUGCAGGACUCGAUGUGUUUGAAAACGAGCCUGAAGUCCCCCAAGAGCUGUUUGCACUCGAAAAUGUUGUCCUGGUGCCGCAUAUAGGAAGUGGAACUGUUGAAACUCGCAAAGAAAUGGCUGACCUUGUGCUUGGAAACCUGGAAUCUCACUUCUCCAAUAAACCUCUGUUAACUCCAGUGGUAUAGUUUUGUGAUUGAAACAAAUAUUAGCCUUCGCUGUUGCCUGGAGAAUUCCAUGGCAUCCUCAGCCAGUAACCAUCAGACAAAACACAUCGAGUGAACGAAUCAAUUCGACGAAUACUAGCUGGUGAUGUUCAUAAUUUGAAUCUUCUAUGAUUAUUGCUUUCAUCCCUUGUUGGUAUAGUUCAAGUUUUCUUAAUCUGAUGUAAUAGCUUAGCCCUGUUGGUAUGACAUGUGAAGAUAUCUUAAUAAACGUUGUUGGGGGAAAUGCUAUCUGUGAUAUUUGUUUGGUGAA